Messenger RNA from Thecamonas trahens ATCC 50062, 1272 nucleotides. RefSeq lists its product as uncharacterized. The transcript has a single exon. The record is from RefSeq and is a predicted model, not a curated record. Lineage: Eukaryota; Apusomonadida; Apusomonadidae. Bases 309 to 938 code for a protein of 209 amino acids.
CACCACCCGUCUACUCCUAGGUAGAGGGUCGGUCACAUGUCGGGAAGGUGCGCUGUGUGCCACACGGCGCCACCUCGACAUGCUACGGCUUUUAUGCCCUGCUCCCAUGGCCUCUGCUUCGCCUGUGUCGCCCGCUGGACCGCCGCCUGUGCUCCCUCUCCUCCGCCCUGUCCGCUGUGCAAGUCCCUUCCAGAUGCCUUUGUCCUUGUGCCUGAUCUUGUGCCUGAGCUCGAGCUGGAUACGGCAACGAUGAUGAUGCGGCUGGAGAGGACGAGCCCGCUGAAGGGCUCGAUGCCGCUGACGCUGAGAUGAUCUUUGGCGUUGAUGCCCUGAUCCGGGCUCUGAAGCUGGUGGGCGAAGAAGUGGCGGUGGUCAAAGAGGGCGAAGAGAUCGAUGGGGAUGAGGGGAAUGUGGUUGGGCUUCUGGGAGCUCUGCUGCGAGAGGUCGGGGUAGGUGGGGUGGACGGGGAUGGAGUCGGGGACGGGGAUAGUGAGGUGCCGGAUCUGAUGGGCCUGGAUCAUGCCUUCUUUCUAGGCGAGAUCGAGCGGCUUGUGGACGGGGCCGAGAGCGCGCUGAGCCGGCUCCGCCGACAAGGCGAUGCGCGGAGCGGCCGGAUGCGGUUUGGCUCGGUCUGGCAGCAGGACAACUACGAGACGCUGGGAGACAUGGUCGCCGCGCUACACUCGAUCCAGGCAGAGCUGCUAGAAGCCCAACCCGGAAUGGAUCCGAACGAGCUGCUUGCCACUCUGUACGGGUACGAAGACAUGCUGGUCAUGCUGCGGACAAACCCGACUGGAAGCGGCGGAAGUGGUGCCCCGCGAAUGGCCGAGGCUCCGCUGUUGUCUGCCGCCGAUGCUGAGUACUAUGCCGGCGACGAGGACUCUUGCGACGACGCCGAGUACUACGAGUACUACGGCGAUGACUUUCAGGCAUGGUGACCUCGCUGCCGGCUGACUACCUCCGCUUGCCUUGCCUUCAGCUACACGCAAGGGUGACUCGCGCAGCGUGAGCAGCUGCUAGAACAUGACUGACGGCUCAAUCAGAACCAGCGACAGCAGCUCCAGCUCGCACCGGGCCGCCAUCUCAGGCCGCAUCAGCACCAAGAUCAACACCAACCGACGCCAGCGUCCGCGCCGACUCUGUUCCACUCAUCACCGCCAUCUACAGCACAACCUCACACUCAAUCACACAACAAGAAUCAACGUGAUAAGAGCCUUGCCUCUUCCCCCAUACGCAUCCCCAUCAUCACACUCCCAAACGCCGACCACUGCA